Molecule: messenger RNA, 291 nt
Organism: Cooperia oncophora
Lineage: Eukaryota; Metazoa; Nematoda; Chromadorea; Rhabditida; Trichostrongylidae
Source: the annotation of a GenBank genome assembly
AUGAAAACGAAACGGCUGAAAAAGGUAACCUGUGAGAGGUCGGUGACAUCAUCUUAUCGGUUCACUGUAUCGAUGCCAUAUGAGGAAUGCGGUAUCGAGAAAACGGCAGUGCCAUCUUCAUCGUACAGUGGUCUAGUUCACGUUAAAGAAGGCAGUACCACUUUGGUGACGAUACGUGACAAGCUUCUGCAGAUUCACUGCCGUAUUCAUCCGCAAGUAGAUCUCAGUGAACAUACGAUUUCGGCUCAUAUGGAGGUGCAGGAAUCGAAUCGAACAGAUUUCAUACUGUGA